Molecule: messenger RNA, 1471 nt
Organism: Dermochelys coriacea (leatherback sea turtle)
Lineage: Eukaryota; Metazoa; Chordata; Testudines; Dermochelyidae
Gene: FDPS
Product: farnesyl diphosphate synthase
Exons: 10
Coding region: 99-1184 (361 amino acids)
Biological process (GO): trans, trans-farnesyl diphosphate biosynthetic process
Cellular component (GO): cytoplasm
Molecular function (GO): (2E,6E)-farnesyl diphosphate synthase activity; dimethylallyltranstransferase activity
Source: RefSeq, a predicted model, not a curated record
GUUCUGACAGCCGAGAACUACAAGUCCCAGUGUGCCGCGCGGCCCAGCUGGUCCUUUUCCGAGCGGCGGCGCCGAGCGGAGCGGAGGCAGGCACCGCGAUGAGCGGGGCUGUGGGGACGGCGGCGGCGGACAGGGCGGCCUUUGUGGACUUCUUCCCCCAGGUGCUCCGGGACCUCACCGCAGAUGGGCUCCAGCACCCCGAGGUGGGCGACGCGGUCGCCCGGCUGAAGGAGAUUCUGGAAUACAACACCCCAGGUGGGAAGUAUAACCGGGGCCUGACAGUGCUGGCUGCCUUCCGGGAGCUGGUGGGGCCAGACCAGCAGGACCCAGAAAGCUUCCAAUGUGCCUUGACCGUUGGCUGGUGCAUCGAGUUGCUCCAAGCUUUUUUAUUGGUGGCUGAUGACAUUAUGGACUUCUCACUCACCCGGCGUGGCCAACCCUGCUGGUAUAAGAAGGAGGGAAUUGGUUUGGAUGCUGUGAAUGAUUCCUUCCUCCUCGAGUCCUGUAUCUACCAGUUGCUGAAGAAAUACUGCCGGCGGCAGCCCUACUAUGUGCACCUGCUUGAGCUCUUCCUGCAGGGUUGGGUCCAUAACAUCUCUUGUCCCCAGACGUCAUACCAGACCGAGCUGGGACAGGCACUGGACCUCAUCACCGCUCCACCUGGCCACGUUGAUCUUAGUCAUUUCACUGUGCAGAGGUACAAGGCAAUCGUUAAAUACAAGACGGCCUUCUAUUCUUUCUACCUGCCGGUUGCGGCUGCUAUGUACAUGGCCGGCAUUGACAGCGAGGAGGAGCAUGCCAACGCCAAAGCCAUCUUGCUGGAGAUGGGAGAGUUCUUCCAGAUCCAGGAUGACUUCCUUGACUGUUUUGGGGAUCCAAACCUGACGGGUAAGAUUGGCACUGACAUUCAGGACAACAAGUGCAGCUGGCUGGUGGUGGAGUGUCUGCACCACGUCUCACCAGAGCAGAGGCAGCUCCUGGAGGAAAACUAUGGGCAAAAGGAGCCGGAGAAGGUGGCCACAGUGAAGGAGCUGUAUGAAACUGUGGGCAUGAGGGCAGCCUACCACGAGUGUGAGGAGAGCAGCUACCACCGCCUGGAGGAGCUGAUUGAGAAACAUGCCAACCACCUCCCCAAAGCAAUUUUCCUUGGCCUGGCCCAGAAGAUCUACAAGCGUCAGAAAUGACAGGGUGGGCUGGCUCCUCAGGGCUGUGACAGGAAAGGCAUUGACAGGCCUCCUUCCACCAGGCCCAGCUUCUGGCAUGGGAGCUGACUCUGCAAACUCAUCUGCUUAGGGGAAGGUGACGCCUUCCCUGUGCCCAUUCCAUUGGGGAUGGUGACCUGUAUAGCAUCUGAUAUGGUUCUUUGCUGUCUUGUGUUGGAGUGAAGGACAGAAGCCCACUGUUCAUGCAACAGAUCAGCUGUGAUAGCAGAGAUGCAAAGCGUUUGUAUCAAUAAACAUAAGUUAUUGUA